AUGAGACUCCCCCAGUCGCUAUUCCUGCUGGCUGUGGCCGGGACCUCUGCCCGAGCUAGCAGCGACAAGGUUGCCCGCCCCCGUGGUGUUGCACCAGAAUUCGCCAAGUUCUACCAGGACACGAAAACCUUCACUUGUAUCUCCAAUCCCGCCGUCCAGAUCCCAUUCUCGGCUGUCAACGAUGACUUCUGUGAUUGUCCUGACGGCAGUGACGAGCCCGGCACCGCUGCCUGCUCGCAUCUCUCGCGCAAUUCCCCACUGACGGUUGCCGAUCGUCCUGGACACAGCGAGCUGGAGCUCACGCUAGCCCUUCCCGGAUACUACUGCAAGAACAAGGGCCACCGGCCAUCAUUCGUUCCUUUCCAGCGUGUCAACGACGGUAUCUGUGACUACGAGCUAUGCUGUGAUGGUAGUGAUGAGUGGGCACGCCCCGGAGGCAAGAAGUGCGAAGACCGAUGCAAGGAAAUCGGCAAGAAGUGGCGCAAAGAGGAGGAGGCUAAGCAGAAGUCUAUGACUGCAGCUUUGAAAAAGAAGAAGCAGCUACUUGCGGAAGCUAGUCGGCAGGAGCAGGAGAUCCAGGAUAACAUCUCCCGGCUGGAAGUAGAGAUCAAGGACGCAGACGCUAAGGUCCAGAGUCUCGAGGCCAACCUGAAGGUUGUUGAGGAGCAGGAUCGCAAGGUCGUUCGGACUAAGGGCAAGGGCAAGGUCAAUGCUCUUGCGGGUGUUGCGAAGGCCAGAGUGGAGGAGCUGCGCGAAAGCAUUCUGGAACUCCGUCAGCAGAGAGAUGAGACCCUCGAUCGAAUGAAGGAGCUCGAGGAGAUCUUGUCCAAGUUCAAGAUCGAAUACAACCCUAACUUUAACGAUGAGGGUGUUAAGCGCGCUGUGCGCAGCUGGGAGGACUAUGCCGCCCGUGAUCUUGGCGAGAUUAUCAAUGAUGCCCAGGAGCGUGACUUCGAUGAGAUUGUCAAGGCUGAUGAUAAGGACUCUGGCGUCGACUGGGAGCACUGGGAGAACGAAGAGGACGGCUGUGCCGAUUCUGAUCUAGUCUACAAGCUCGCGGCUUACCUUCCGCCGUCUCUGGUCGAAUUCAUCGAGGAUAAGGUCCUUGCUGCGAAGGCCUUCCUGGAAGACAAUGGAGUCUUGGCCAAGCCUAGCACUGACUCCACCACCGAAUCCAAGGCUGUGACUGAAGCGCGCGAUGCACUCAAGUCCGCCCAAGAUUCUCUUAACAACCUGAACAACAAGAUCCGUGACCAACAAUCCGAUCUUGAGAAAGACUACGGCACCGCAGGCAUUUUCCGCGCCUUGAAGGGCCAAUGCAUCGAGAAAGAUGCUGGUGAGUACAAGUACGAGCACUGCUUCUUGGACUCAACGAAGCAGGUGGCCAAGAAGGGCGGCUCGGUCACAUCCAUGGGCAAAUUCACUAAGAUUGCAAUGACGACUGUUGAGGAGCUAAACGAAGCCGGAGAUGUCAUCACUGUUGAGAAAAUCGCCCUUGAAUAUGAGCGUGGCCAGUCUUGCUGGAACGGUCCCAACCGAUCCACCAAGGUCGUCUUGGAGUGUGGUGAGCAAAAUGAAAUCCUGAAGACGGCCGAGGAUGAGAAGUGUGUCUACUCCAUGCUUGUCACCACUCCGGCUGUCUGCCGAGGAGUUGAGGAUGAUGUUCCCCGCUCCAAGGAUGAGUUGUAA
This is a messenger RNA of Penicillium pulvis, 1689 nucleotides long. RefSeq lists its product as uncharacterized. Lineage: Eukaryota; Fungi; Ascomycota; Eurotiomycetes; Eurotiales; Aspergillaceae. The record is from RefSeq and is a predicted model, not a curated record. Gene Ontology annotation, cellular component: glucosidase II complex. Gene Ontology annotation, biological process: N-glycan processing. The transcript is spliced from 3 exons. Bases 1 to 1689 code for a protein of 562 amino acids.